AUGCAAUUUAAGCCUCUCCUUUUCUUGGCCGCCGCAUUUUCCUUUACCCAGGCGCAGGCAGCCCUGACGGCCAAAGACGUGAUCGACGCCAUACACAACAUCACAGACAUCUCUGCGGGUACUUGGGAUACUGUUAGAAACACAAGCUCUACCAAUGUCGUUGUUUCCGCUGCAAAAAUAACAGACGACCUUCGCAAAAUCGUCACGAUUAUUGCCAACGAUGUUCAAGCGCUCCAAGGCGCUGCUACUCUUCCUAAAUUCCCUGACCACGAUCAAGCGGAUAUCUGCGACGCUCUCAGCGGCUUCGCUAAAAUCCACCAAGACCUCUUCAAGGCACUCGCCAGCAAGAAGAUCGAUUUAGACGCCACGACCUUCUUACAGCCCAUCGAAACCCUCUUGAUCUUACUAAGAGCUGAACUCGACGGCCUCGAAGAGGGAGUCAUUGCGCUGGUCCCGACAUGUGGAGCCAAAGCGAGAGACGAGUUGAAAGACCUUGACAAGACACUCGGCGAAACGAUCAGCACCUUUACCGUCCGCGCGCCGGAUGUUCCUAGCGUUCAACCACCUGUUGCUACUAACCACCCGAUUCCCGCUCCAUUGCCUGUUCCGUUGCCUAGUGUGAUUGGCUUCAAGCCCACCGAGAUCUCUGCCACGGGCCCGAUUGGAACACCUGUUGCAGCUCCCGUUCGAGGCCAAUAA
Trichoderma gamsii is the source of this 699-nucleotide messenger RNA. RefSeq lists its product as hypothetical. Lineage: Eukaryota; Fungi; Ascomycota; Sordariomycetes; Hypocreales; Hypocreaceae. The record is from RefSeq and is a predicted model, not a curated record. The transcript is spliced from 3 exons. The coding region runs from base 1 to 699 and encodes 232 amino acids.